Molecule: messenger RNA, 1092 nt
Organism: Pochonia chlamydosporia 170
Lineage: Eukaryota; Fungi; Ascomycota; Sordariomycetes; Hypocreales; Clavicipitaceae
Product: vacuolar ATP synthase subunit d
Exons: 4
Coding region: 1-1092 (363 amino acids)
Biological process (GO): vacuolar acidification; vacuolar transport; proton transmembrane transport
Cellular component (GO): proton-transporting V-type ATPase, V0 domain; fungal-type vacuole membrane; vacuolar proton-transporting V-type ATPase complex
Molecular function (GO): proton-transporting ATPase activity, rotational mechanism
Source: RefSeq, a predicted model, not a curated record
AUGGAGGGUCUGUUCUUUAACGUCAACAAUGGCUAUGUCGAGGGCAUCGUCCGAGGCUACCGCAAUGGCCUGCUCACAGGCUCAGCUUACAACAAUUUGACCCAGUGUGAAACUAUCGAUGAUCUUAAGCUUCAACUGGGUCCUGCGUACGGCGACUUCCUUGCCUCCCUGCCACCUAACCCGUCAACAUCCAGCCUUGCCGCCAAGACGACAGACAAGCUUGUCUCCGAAUUUCGAUAUGUUCGAGCGAAUGCUGUUGGAUCACUAGCGAAGUUCAUGGACUACGUCACCUACGGCUACAUGAUUGACAACGUCGCCCUUCUUAUCACUGGUACUCUUCAUGAGCGAGAUACCCGCGAGCUGCUAGAGAGAUGCCAUCCUUUGGGAUGGUUCGAGACAAUGCCCGUCCUUUGCGUUGCCACAAAUAUUGAAGAACUUUAUAACAGCGUUUUAAUCGAGACACCCCUUGCAGCAUAUUUCAAGGGCAGCUUGAGCCACCAAGACCUGGACGAGCUCAACAUUGAGAUUGUACGAAACACGCUGUACAAGAACUACCUCGAAGACUUCCAUAACUUUGUCAACACACAUCCUGACAUGGCUGGGACGCCAACAGCAGACGUCAUGUCGGAGAUUCUCGAGUUUGAGGCCGAUCGCAGAGCCAUCAACAUCACGCUCAACUCGUUUGGUACCGAGUUGUCCAAGGCAGACCGCAAGAAGCUCUAUCCCAACUUUGGCAAGCUGUACCCCGAAGGCACUCUAAUGCUCUCUCGUGCAGACGACGCCGAGGGUGUCCGCUUGGCUGUCGACGGUGUUCAUGACUAUAAGACUUUCUUUGAGGCUGCUUCCCUAGGUGGCUCAUCUGGACCAGGUAACAUGGGCGGUGGUGCCUCCGACGGGAAGACCUUGGAGGACAUGUUCUAUCAGAAAGAGAUGGAGAUUUCAAAGAGCGCUUUCACCAGGCAAUUCACGUAUGCCAUUGUUUAUGCAUGGGUAAAGCUACGAGAACAGGAAAUCCGAAACAUCACAUGGAUUGCCGAAUGCAUAGCUCAAAACCAAAAGGAUCGCAUUGGCAACUUUAUUAGCGUGUUUUGA